UUUCGUGCCACUGCUUUUUUCUGCGGCAGCUUUUUCUUCCCUGGUUGAGCCUUCACACGCCGCCAUCCAUGGCCAGCUACGCGGUAAACGAUGUGCUCAAGUUCAUCAAAGACUCGGUGUAUUCUAUUUACACUUUGAUUUACAUAUUCGGUGGAAUUGUGCCUUAUGUUCCUCAGUACCUGGAGAUCCGUCGCUUGCGCAGCGUAAAAGGAUUUUCCACUUUCGUUUGUUUAAUCCUCCUCAUAGCCAAUAUAUUGCGAAUCUGCUUUUGGUUCGUGCAGCCGUUCUCCGCUGUGAUUCUCCUCCAAAGCGUUGUCAUGAUUGUGGCCAUGUUGGUUAUGAUGCGUUUGACCGCAUCUGUUCUCAGUUUAGAAUGUCAAUUCGUACCCUCUCUUCUGAGUCACAAACCGUUAUCUCCGGCCCUCAGGCGUACUCUAUGGGGCUCACCGAUUCGUCACUUCUGGCAGUGGACCGAUUUCCCCAGCUACAUUCUCUUUAUCCUGUUAUUCACAUUUGUGGCUUCUACUAUCACUUACAUGUUCUCUGCAAACGCCAUGUUCGUCGGCCUCCUCGGUUUUGCCUCUCUUCUCACUGAGGCUUUGCUUGGUUUGCCACAGCUAAUCAAGAAUCAUCGAAACAAAUCCACCAAAGGCAUGAGCGUCAUGAUGGUUGCCUUGUGGACUUUUGGAGACAUCUGCAAGAGUAUCUUCUUUAUGGUUGAGAAAACUCCCAUCCAGUUUCCCUUUUGUGGUUGGCUACAGGUCGCAUUGGAUUGUGCCAUCCUCGGACAACAUUUCUUCUACGCACGCACUUCUCCAUCGUUUGAUGGCGCCCAUUUUGGUUGAUUCAUUGUGUGAACCGCAGUCGUCCAUGCAUUCACCUCGCUGGUUACUUUCACUUAUCUUGUUAGUCUCAAACCAAGCAUCUUCUGUGAUGAUCGUGGCUGUUUUCUUCCUCCUUUUCGCAUUUGCGUCAACUGUUUCUUUUGUAUCCCUCCCUAUUUUUAUCUUGCUCGAUUUGUGCCGUAGCGUUUUUGUUUUGCUGACCGACAAUCUGUACUUGGUCUAUGUUUGCAGAGAUUCGGUUUUGGUUUGACGACUAUUCUAUCUAACUUUGAUUGCUUUUCAUUAAAUCCAACAUGUGUGUUGUCUUCUUUUUCCAUUGAAUUAUUAUACCACCUGUAUAUUGGAUCUGGGUACGUACCAUAGGAAUCUGUGUUGAAACUAUUGACCACAUGUAUCGUUGCUGGUUACACAAUAAACUUGCUGAACCU
Messenger RNA from Dicrocoelium dendriticum, 1273 nucleotides. The record is from the annotation of a GenBank genome assembly. Lineage: Eukaryota; Metazoa; Platyhelminthes; Trematoda; Plagiorchiida; Dicrocoeliidae.